Molecule: messenger RNA, 3593 nt
Organism: Plodia interpunctella (Indianmeal moth)
Lineage: Eukaryota; Metazoa; Arthropoda; Insecta; Lepidoptera; Pyralidae
Gene: wg
Product: wingless
Exons: 4
Coding region: 77-1261 (394 amino acids)
Biological process (GO): multicellular organism development; canonical Wnt signaling pathway; cell fate commitment
Cellular component (GO): extracellular region
Molecular function (GO): cytokine activity; frizzled binding
Source: RefSeq, a predicted model, not a curated record
CCUUGGUAGACCGGCGUUCGAGUCAGACGGUACUGUGCUUCCACCGAGCACUAAUGUAAGGACGCGGCACCGCCCAAUGAUGAAGUGUUUGUGGUUGUUUGUGAUCACUGUUUUGUGGUUGAGGUGCGAGGCCGUCGGGACCAAGCCCAGGAGAGGACGCGGGAGUAUGUGGUGGGGAAUAGCUAAGGCGGGUGAGCCAAAUAACCUGUCGCCAAUGUCACCCGGAGUGCUUUAUAUGGAUCCAGCAGUGCACGCGACGCUCAGACGGAAACAGAGGAGACUGGCCAGAGAGAACCCUGGCGUGCUGGCUGCUGUGGCCAAGGGGGCCAGCAUGGCCGUAGCCGAAUGCCAACACCAGUUCAAGUAUAGAAGAUGGAACUGUUCCACAAGAAACUUCUUGCGAGGAAAGAACUUAUUUGGCAAGAUCGUCGACAGAGGUUGUCGCGAAACAGCAUUCAUCUACGCUAUCACGAGCGCUGGAGUGACGCACGCUGUCGCCCGCGCGUGCGCCGAGGGAUCCAUCGAGUCUUGUACGUGCGAUUACUCGCACGUCGACCGCUCGCCGCUCCGCUCCCGCGCCGCUACCGCUGCCAACGUCCGCGUUUGGAAGUGGGGCGGCUGUAGCGAUAAUAUCGGCUUUGGAUUCAGAUUUAGUCGAGAAUUCGUCGAUACGGGAGAGAGAGGGAAGACGCUAAGGGAGAAGAUGAAUUUGCACAACAACGAAGCGGGCAGAGCGCACGUGCAAACGGAGAUGCGUCAGGACUGCAAGUGCCACGGCAUGUCGGGUUCGUGCACAGUGAAGACCUGUUGGAUGAGGCUGCCAACUUUUCGCUCGGUGGGCGACGCAUUGAAAGAUCGCUUCGAUGGGGCGUCACGAGUUAUGAUGCCAAAUACAGAUCUGGAGCCUGCACAGCGGAACGAUGCGGCGCCGCACAGGGUGCCACGGAAGGACCGAUAUAAAUUCAAAUUGCGACCACACAAUCCAGACCACAAAUAUCCAGGGGUAAAGGACCUCGUAUAUCUGGAUUCAUCGCCUGGUUUCUGUGAAAAGAACCCAAGGUUGGGCAUUCCCGGGACGCACGGGAGGGCUUGCAACGACACCAGCAUCGGUGUCGACGGCUGCGACCUCAUGUGUUGCGGACGAGGGUACAGGACGGAGACCAUGUUCGUGGUGGAACGAUGUAACUGCACGUUCCACUGGUGCUGCGAAGUCAAAUGCAAGCUCUGUCGCACAGAAAAAGUGGUUCACACGUGUUUAUAGGCGGCCGGACGCUAAUGACUGGGACAUUUGUGAUCGAAGUGAUUCUGUGUAGUGCUGGAUGGUUGUGAUUGUGACUCGGACGAGAGUGGACCUAUUUAAGUACUCGAUGGCAGAUAACGGACCUUGUACAUAAUCGCUUCACUUAUUCAACUAUCGAAGUAGUAUAUAUCGUUUUUCAUGUUGACUUAUGUAAAUAGUUCUGUAUCACUCUUUAUUUCUUCUUUAUGUACGAUAAUUGAUACGGCGUGAAAUUUAAAUAAGCUACUCGUUCGGUUAAUUUAUUUGGCUAUUAAGUGCGAACAUGUGAUCUAGUAAUGUUAUUUUCUUUUUUGUGGACACUGACGUUCGGAAAUUAAUGAGACCAGUUUAUCGACGAUAUAUUUCUGUCAGUCUGUCAUCCCUGUUUUAUAAAUGAAAUUGGGUUUAUUGGUUUCCUUACGCGGUUAGCUAUUAUUUAUUUGUAAUUAGGAAUUAUUAUAAUAUUAUCUGCCGCACCUAUUGAAGAGACUAUGCGAAUGUUCGCUGUGACUUUGACUGGUAUUUCUUAAUAUCAUUUGCAAAGUUAAAUUUUCAGACAAAUAUCAAGUUACGAUGUAGUGGCAUUGUAAUAAGUAAUAUUUCAUGUACUUUCUAUUUAGACGUCGGCACGUCGACGCAUAACUGUUUUAAGAUCCAAGAGCGAAAUUAUCUUGUAAUUAUAAUUUCAUAUUAUAAUUAAGCCAGUUAAUGGAAAUUGUGGCUUAAUGGCAUUUGCAUAAAGUAUCUUCUUGGGUGUUCGUGCGCAAACUGCAUUCUGCCUUAUCAGAGAGUAAGUAGCACCAUCGUAAAAGUGUCCCACAUUACGAGAUAACCGCUCUCGAGGAGAAUUUUAAUUAAAUAUUAAAGGAAUUAAAUAAUCAGUAUUAUACGUAUUAUAUUUGUAUGCGUGUUGAGUCUGAUGUGUUGAGAUAAGGUAGCACGCAAACUCUUGACUUUUGUUAUAGUAUUUAAUACUCGUCCAUUUAUAAGCAUGUUACUACGUAUGGAAGUAUUCAUAGUAAGUAUUUACAGACUUAAAAGAAACUGUUCUUAAUUCCAUUUCGUUUUUAAUUCUUGUAUUUAUUGAAUUAGAAGAUAUAUAUUAGUGAUGGAAUUUCUUGAAAAAUCAAUAACAAUUUUCGACAAUUAACGGAUACAAUUUGACGUUUAACAUUUACAAUAUAACAUUUUUCUGCGUUUCAAAAAUUUACUAAUUCUGACUCCCGGAUACUAUAGAUGUGCUAUAGUGUAGCCGUCAAUGAAUAAAUAGCUUUAUUAUUUAUAAAUGUACUUAUUAUAUCAACGUGAAUGAUAUUUCAUAUGUGAUAUAACAUAGUUUUAGCUAAUAAGUAUUAUAGAUAGCCUACCUGUGAGCUUAAAUUGUAUGAUACUUCAACGAACAUAAUAGUCUCGAUGUAGGUAUGUUUUUAUAAAAACAAAUAUUUAUUAAACUUGUUUUAAUUUAUUUUAUUUUACAUUGAAAUUGCCAUUCAAUAGUAAAAUAAUCUUAGUUUUUAGUAAAUAAAUCCGAUGUCAAAACAAUCGGUGUUUUUUAAUACAGGUAUUUGUACUUACCUUUUUUUAAAAUCUGUAUUUUGGAUCUCUGUAAAUAGUAAAUAGACAUUUUGAAUUAAAAAGAAAACUGUGACAUCGUCCAGGCAUGCAUUGCGAUUACUUAAAUCAUGUGAUUUCGCAAAGUUUUAUUUGUAAUUCUUUUUCUCAUCUUUUUAUUGAAUUGCCCGCACCAUUUGAUGCAUUUUAAUGAUAAAUUGCAUGAAAAAGAAUGUAGUCAAUCGAACUGAUAGCACGUCGGAUUUAAAAAGACUGAACAUUUUUUUUUUAAUAUUCGUAGAUUUAAUGUCCAUGACUGCAUAAGCCUAUAGCCAUUGUUUUAGAACGAAAGCGAUUGUGAUAAAAACUUAUUUUAACUUAAUCUUAUACCAGUGUAUUCUAAAGUUGAUUUUGGUGCCAUUUUAAGCAUUUUACGCCUGACAGUAAUUUCACUUAAACCAAUAAAAUUUCCCAUCAAAAGUUUUACGCGUGUAAAUAAUGUCAUUAUUAGUAAUUUUUUAAGUUAUUUAUGUCAAUUUAGCAUUAUUAUUGUUAAUAUUAGUGAACAAUACUAUUGAAAUCAGCUGAACUUAACUGUAUCUCAAAGCUUAUUGUUGUAUAAAUUAAUGUACCUUUUUGAAAUGAUAUUUCGUCCACUGACCGCUUUUGGGGUUGACACUAUUAAUAUUGGUUGUACAUUAGCAGUAUCUAUUUAUAAUUAAAAUAUUGAUUAGUUGUUACUAAAAAUACAAAAUUGAUCAAA